Molecule: messenger RNA, 510 nt
Organism: Phycomyces blakesleeanus NRRL 1555(-)
Lineage: Eukaryota; Fungi; Mucoromycota; Mucoromycetes; Mucorales; Phycomycetaceae
Exons: 3
Coding region: 1-510 (169 amino acids)
Source: RefSeq, a predicted model, not a curated record
AUGUCUAUGGUCGUGACUAACGCAAAGUUGGUUGAUCCAAUACACAAAUGGACGACCGACGAUUCCAAAGGAAAAUCAAAAGAAGCAUUGUACUCAUCUGUAAGAGUAUCAUUUCUUGAGUAUGGAAUAGCCACUCGAAAUAAUAACGACAUUCGUGCAAAAAUUCAGAACUUUCGAGACAAAUUCCAAGACACAUACAAAUUUCUUCACAACACAGGGGAGGGAAUUAAAGAGACCACGUUUUCUGAUGAUGCCAUGCAUUCCAGGCCAUCAGCCAUCCCUCCUGCUGAGAUGAUCUCAGAGAGCAACACAGAUGUCGAAACAAUACUACUUUCAUAUGCUCCUUCUGGUGUUGGUGCGUUGAAAGAAGUAACCCCGCAAGAAGAAGAGGAAACUAGUCGGUUAUUAAUGGAAGAAUUUAAGCCAGAACGAAAAAGCCGUAUAUCCAUUGCAUUCUCCUCUGCCACACAGAAUCCAAAAAAAAAGAAGAAAAGUCCGGUGCACCAUUGA